AUGAAUCCCCCGCCAUCCGCAAGUGAGCGCGUGGCCUACUCACGUGCCUGUCAAACAACGCAGGCGGUCUGGGCUCCCAGACCGCCUGGACCGGCAAUAGAGCUUCGUCCGCCAACUACUCCGCUUCCCGGAACGACGCCGGUCUCGACCCUGCUUGCCCAUGUGUACACUCGUGCCCCAUCGAACAGAGCCGCAUUCUUAGGCUUCCAGAAUUCUCACGAGACCUCUGUCUUCUGGCCAGCUGCACAGGAUGUCUUCCGUGGCCAAAGAAGGCGAACAGACGGCCUGGCAAAAGGUCGAAAAGAGUGCGCUCAAGCUAACGGACUGAAAUACAGUAAGAGUGCUAGCGAGUAUUUCGAUCCCUGUCAGGAGUUCGCCGACCGCAGCAUCAAGUGUAUGCGCCGAAACGCCGGUGACCGAGACAUGUGCCAGGAUUACUUCCAGGCUUAUCGCGACUGUAAAAAGGAGUGGACUAUUCAGAGAAAGCUAGCCAAGGCCGCCGCGAAAUCAUCUUCUCAAUCAUAG
Molecule: messenger RNA, 525 nt
Organism: Rasamsonia emersonii CBS 393.64
Lineage: Eukaryota; Fungi; Ascomycota; Eurotiomycetes; Eurotiales; Trichocomaceae
Product: Cytochrome c oxidase-assembly factor COX23
Exons: 4
Coding region: 1-525 (174 amino acids)
Source: RefSeq, a predicted model, not a curated record